Messenger RNA from Exophiala mesophila, 2218 nucleotides. RefSeq lists its product as uncharacterized. The coding region runs from base 78 to 1112 and encodes 344 amino acids. The transcript is spliced from 3 exons. Gene Ontology annotation, cellular component: nucleolus; small-subunit processome. Lineage: Eukaryota; Fungi; Ascomycota; Eurotiomycetes; Chaetothyriales; Herpotrichiellaceae. Gene Ontology annotation, molecular function: RNA binding. The record is from RefSeq and is a predicted model, not a curated record.
AGCGCUUUUUGUCGUUGGCUCGUUCCAAACGCGACUUUCUCCUGGGCUGAUGAGACCAAUACAAUAGCACUGUCGACAUGCCUUCGACUCAUAAAAAAGACAAACCGUGGGAUGUGGACGGAACAGACCAUUGGAAGAUUGACGAGUUCAAGCCCGAAGACAAUGUCGGGGGGACCUUUACCGAAGAAUCUUCCUUUGCCUGCCUCUUCCCCAAAUACCGAGAAGUCUACCUGAAACAAUCCUGGCCAUUAGUUACCAAAGCUCUCGAAAAGAAAGGAAUCGCAUGUACUUUGGAUUUGGUGGAGGGUCGCAUGGAGGUGCGCACCACACGCAAGACAUUUGAUCCAGCAGCGAUUCUAGAUGCUCGCGAUCUCAUCAAGCUCCUGGCAAGAAGUGUUCCCGCCCCACAGGCCCUAAAAAUUCUACAAGAUGAUACCGCAUGCGAUGUCAUCAAGAUUCGAAACUUGGUCAGAAACAAGGAGCGCUUCGUCAAACGCAGACAACGCUUACUUGGUCCCAACGGAUCCACUCUCAAGGCCCUCGAACUUCUCACCGGCACCUACAUUCUCGUGCAGGGAAACACUGUCAGCGCUAUGGGGGGCUACAAAGGUUUGAAGGAGGUACGAAGGGUUGUUGAAGACUGCAUGAACAACAUUCACCCUAUAUAUCACGUCAAAGAGCUCAUGAUCAAGAGGGAAUUGGCCAAAGAUCCAGCUCUGGUGGGUGAAAGUUGGGACAGAUUCCUUCCCCAGUUCAAGAAGAGAACUCUGAACAAGCGCCGCGUUCCUUUCAAAGUCAUCGACAAAUCUAACAAAGUCUACACCCCAUUUCCCCCGCCACAGGAAAAGAGCAAGAUUGAUCUUCAGAUUGAAAGUGGAGAAUACUUCCUGGCGAAACAAGCCAAAGAGCGAGCCAAAGAACAAGACAGGCUGGAGAAGCAGAAGGUCAAAAAAGAGGAGAAACAACGUGAGCGUGAACAGGCGUUUAUUGCUCCCAAGGAAACCUCUGAAGAAUCCAGUGAGAAGAAGAAAAAGAAGAAAAAGAGAGGGGUCGAAGAAGAGAAGGAGACCGACAGACCAUCCGUGAAAAAGGCCAAACACAACGUGGUGUGACACAUCUUCUGCCUGCCUCAACAUUUCAUCUGUGACAAGUCACUGGUUCUCGAAACUCAUCGACAAAAUGAGUCCGUUGAGAUGCCCAUUCGACCUGGACACAACACAUGUCCCACCUCCCGACUAAUACAUAUGUUGACAACGGGCUAGACCCAGACGCGAGCGUUUUCCAACGUUUACCAUUUGACAUGCCUACCAAUCAGGACGAAGCACACUGUAUUAAAGCCAGCAAUCAGGUCCAUGAACGUCAGCCGAAGAGCCACUUGAGCCUGUAUCUAGGCAUGUUGUGCCGCAGAGGGCAAACCCCACAACAACGCCAUCAGGGUAUCAGCGCAAUGCGAGGCUAGUCAGAUCUUGGAGUAUUACGCAGCACUUGGUCGCGGCUGUGGAAUUGGUGAUGGAAUACCCCCACUGACGGCCCAUCUGAUGGCGCUAAAGGCAUCCUCAUCGUCAGCUGAGUUCACCUCGACCAAAAUUUGAACAUCAGAUGAGGGCAAAUGCAAAAGCCAAAGGCCGACCGGCAAGUGAAAAGCCAAUCAAACAGCGGCUCGGAGAAUCUACUGAACAGCCAGUUUAUGUGAAUCAGAGGCUAAACUAUUAUUGGACUAGCGUGGAACACUUCUGUAUGCAACAAUGCUUCUAGCCUCCUUCUAGCGCAAACCUUCUACCAUUACUCCGCCCGCCGCCCAGAUUCCCGUCGCGAUAUGGUCACUCCUGCGUCACACUAGAUGGCAUGGAUGAGCGGUGGAAGACGGAUGACCUCCGGUAUGAGGUCUCUGCUGCCACUGGGAUUAUUGGAGACGUACACUGCUAUGGGUACACACACUGGGCGCAGUUCGUUCCAAAUACUUGUUGGAUGGGAAGAAAAGAGAGCACCUCUACUGAGUGGAAUCGGUCAUCACAAGAAUCAGCCCCUUAUCGAUCGACGCACUAAGCUUUAGCCAAAACCACAUACUCCGUAUAAGUAUGAACUCAAGACACGGUAAUCAUCGGCAUUGACCUCCAGCUCCCUAGUCCGUAAUUAUCUGGCGGGGAGGUCUCGACAUCUCCACACUCAGAUGUGGUAUGAAAGCAGUGGAUCGAGGUGUUCCAUCAAUGCCAUGGUC